Vicugna pacos (alpaca) is the source of this 3300-nucleotide messenger RNA. NCBI's taxonomy places the organism in Eukaryota, Metazoa, Chordata, Mammalia, Artiodactyla, Camelidae. The record is from RefSeq and is a predicted model, not a curated record.
CUCCUUCCCGCCUGACACGGGCUCGAGUGGCGUUAGUCAGACUAAUUAAGGACACAGAAGAUGUCGGUGGGAAGACGCAGGGAGAAGUGGAGACUCUGAGGGAGACGAGAUGGGAGAGACAGCGAGAGAUGAGAGAGAGAGAGGAGAGACAGCACAUGAGACAGCGACUCGGACAGCCCGGCAGAGCCCAUGGAAGCAGAAGACGCUGUCGCCCGAGGGGCGGCCCCGGGGCCCCCCGGCCUGGCCUGGUGCCCGUCAGCAUCAUCGGGGCUGAGGAUGAGGAUUUUGAAAACGAGCUGAAGACGAACCCAGAGGAGCAAAACAACCAGUUCCAGAGCCUGGAGCAGGUGAAACGGCGCCCGGCCCACCUCAUGGCCCUCCUGCAGCACGUGGCCAUGCAGUUCGAGCCAGCACCCUUGCUCUGCUGCCUGCACGCGGACAUGCUCAGCCCACUGAGUCCCAAGGAGGCCAAGAAGGCCUUCACAGAUUUCUACCACAGCUUCCUGGAUAAGACUGCGAUUCUUCGGGUGCCGAUCCCUCCCAUUGUGGCCUUUGAACUUGACCGCACACGGCCUGACCUCCUCCCUGAGGACGUCCAGCGACAGUUCGUGCAUGAGGUGGUGCAGAAACAGCAGCCAAUUGUCAGCCAGCAGCUGGAGGACUUCCGCUCCAAGAAGCUCAUGGGCAUGACACCCUGGGAGCAGGAGCUGGGCCAGCUGGGGGCCUGGGUUGGGCGAGACCGAGCGAGCUUCGAGGCCAGGGAGCGGCACCUGGCUGAGCGGCAGCUGACCCACCUGGAGGAGAUGCAACACACCAUAUCUGGCGAUGAGGAAAAGAGUGCCGCUGUGGUCAACGCCAUCAGCCUGUACAUGCGCCACCUUGGAGUGCGGACUAAGAGUGGGGACAAAAAGUCGGGGAGGAAUUUCUUCCGGAAAAAGGUGAUUGGGAACCGGCGGUCAGAUGAGCCCACCAAGACCAAAAAAGGACUGAGCAGCUUCCUGGAUGCCGCCCGCUGGAACCGGGGAGAGCCCCAGGCCCCGGAUUUUCGACACCUCAAAGCCGAGGCUGAUGCUGAGAAGCCAGGCCUUACAGAACGGAAGGGGGGCCUGGGGGUGCCCUCCCGGGAUCGGAAUAUCGGAGCAUCUGGGCAGGACACCCCCGGAGUUUCUCUUCACCCUCUGCCUGGGGACAGCCCUGACCGGGAACCAGGUGUAGAUGCCCUCCCAGAGGUGGGGGACCCGCCCCCGCAGGGCCCGGCCAGCCUGGAGACCCUGGCACCCCCUGAGAGCACCGAGGAGGGUGCUGACACAGAGAGCCCUGAGCCUGGAGAUGAGGGGGAGCCGGGACGGUCGGGACUCGAGCUGGAGCCAGAAGAACCCCCUGGCUGGCGGGAGCUCGUCCCCCCAGGCACUCUGCACAGCCUGCCCAAGAGCCAGGUGAAGCGGCAAGAGGUCAUCAGUGAGCUGCUGGUGACGGAGGCGGCCCACGUGCGCAUGCUCCGGGUGCUCCACGACCUCUUCUACCAGCCCAUGGUGGGCGCGGGCUUCUUCCCCCUGGAUGAGCUACAGAACAUCUUCCCCAGCCUCGACGAACUCAUCGAGGUGCAUUCCCUGUUCCUCGAUCGCUUGAUGAAGCGGAGGCAGGAGAGCGGCUGUCUCAUUGAGGAGAUCGGAGAUGUGCUGCUGGCCCAGUUUGAUGGUGCCGAAGGCUCCUGGUUCCAGAAAAUCUCCUCCCGCUUCUGCAGCCGCCAGUCAUUUGCCUUAGAACAGCUCAAAGUCAAACAGCGCAGGGAUCCUCGGUUCUGUGCCUUUGUGCAGGAGGCCGAGAGCCGCCCAAGGUGCCGCCGCCUGCAGCUGAAGGACAUGAUCCCCACGGAGAUGCAGCGUCUGACCAAGUACCCGCUGCUCCUGCAGAGCAUCGGGCAGAACACAGAAGAGCCAGCUGAACGAGAGAGAGUGGAGCUGGCGGCUGAGCGCUGCCGGGAAAUCCUGCACCACGUCAACCAAGCCGUGCGAGAGAUGGAGGACCUGCUGCGGCUCAAGGAUUAUCAGAGGCGCCUGGAUUUGUCCCAUCUGCGGCAGAGCACCGACCCCAUGCUGAACGAGUUCAAGAACCUGGACAUCACCAAGAAGAAGUUGGUCCACGAGGGCCCGCUGACGUGGCGGGUGACGAAGGACAAGGCUGUAGAGGUCCACGUGCUGCUGCUGGACGACCUGCUGCUGCUGCUCCAGCGCCAGGACGAGCGGCUGCUGCUCAAGUCGCACAGCCGGACGCUGACGCCCACGCCCGAUGGCAAGACCAUGCUGCGGCCGGUGCUGCGGCUCACCUCCGCCAUGACCCGCGAGGUGGCCACCGGUGAAAACGCCUUCUAUGUCAUUUUCUACCCUUGGGACCAGGAGGCCCAGAUAUAUGAACUGGUGGCGCAGUCCGUGUCGGAGCGGAAGAACUGGUGUGCCCUCAUCACCGAGACUGCUGGAUCCCUGAAGGUCCCUGCCCCCACCUCCCGCCCUAAACACCGGCCCAGCCCUAGCAGCAUCCGUGAACCCCUGCUCAGCAGCUCCGAGAACGGCAACGGAGGCCGAGAGAUGCCCCCAGCUGACAGCCGGAUGGAGAGAAUCUUCAACGCCCUCCUGCCCUUCUGCAGACCAGGCCCUGAGGGCCAGCUCGCCACCAAGGCCCUUCAGAAAGUGCUGUCCCUGAAGCAGCUCCUGUCUCUCUCGGAAGAAGACAGUGGUGCAGGGCCUCCCCUCGAAGGGGAUGGGGUCCCAGGGGGCGGCCCCCUGAGCCCAGCACAGACCCAGGACAUUCGGGAGUUGCUACUCAGCCUGGAGGAGACCAUUAAACAACUGGAGGAAGUGGAGGAGGAGUUUUGCCGCCUGAGACUCCUCCUGUCUCAGCUUGGAGAGAACACUGUCCCCCAGCCUGGCUGUACCUGAGGCUCCUUGCCCCAGGCAGGCCUUUCUCAAGAAGCAGAGGACGUGAGGGCCACCCGCCACUGCACAGCUGCCGCAGCAUCUCCAACCCCAAGGGCCUGAGGAGAGAGAGGGAGCCGGGCUGCUGGGGCCAUGCCUGGGGGGCCCAGCUGGGAUCACUGCCCCCCCAGCCUCCCACUGGCCUCGGCCUUCUCUCCCUCCUGCUUGGGGGACUCAGGGCUUCAUUUCUGGGGGGUAUCACCAUUCCUGGGCCAUCUCAGUAUUGCCUGGGGGGGCCACCCCUCCACUCCCCACCCCCAAGUGCCUUUGCUCUGUUUUUAUACCCUGAAUUGGAGGUUUAUUUUUUAAUAUAUAUUAUCUAAGGAGA